ACAUAUUUAUUGUGCGAGACGGAAGAAAUUCGAAAAUCAGUGACAUCAUGAUUGACCAUAUUUUUAAGCGAAAUGAUGAGGAUCAACAGAAAAAAUGCUCAGUGAUGUUAUGGAUACGAUAAGGUUUCGCGAAUUGUGUGCGUUUUAUAUCGAGGGAAUGCAGCGAUCCUGGCGGCGGCUUUUCCAGUCGGACGUCUCUCUUUCGCCCGUCUAGAAGUAUAUACCUAUCCCUAUUGCCAAAACCAGAGCACAUUUUUCUCGAAAAUACGCAGACAUGGGCGUGAAUGUCGAGGUUCUAUCUCCCGGAGACGGACAAACCUACCCCAAAACAGGACAAACUGUCGUUGUCCAUUACACAGGUACUCUGGCUAAUGGAAAGAAAUUCGACUCUAGCAGAGACCGUGGAGUUCCUUUCAAGUUCAAAAUCGGCAAGGGUGAGGUAAUCAAGGGCUGGGAUCAAGGAGUUGCUCAAAUGUGUGUUGGAGAGCGUGCCAGGUUAACUUGUCCACCAGAAGUUGCCUAUGGACCUAGAGGACACCCUGGCGUUAUACCACCAAAUGCUACCCUUAUCUUCGAUGUUGAGCUGUUGAAGGUGGAGUGAAGAAGGUGCUGCCUUGAAGCAAUAAUUACCAUGCACUGAACUGACCAAACUAUUUCAUCUUGGCACCUGACAAUUAAACAGCGCUUAUAUUUCAUUAAGUGACUAUAUGAUAAGUAGUCGUAAGGCAGAUGGCACACUGUACAAUGUUUAUUCAAUCGCUUUAUUCAUAAAAACCUAAAAUCAGAAAUAAUGUAUCUAGACGAAAGAUUAAAGUCAAGGACAUUUUUUAACUAUAGCAAAAAUGUCCCAAGUCAUUUGUACAGUUGAAGCUUUUUAUGGCUUACAGUUUUUAUAAAAACAAAUUGAUCAUGGAGUUUUCUCAAGUUAUAAGCGAUUGAAUCAGAACAAACCAGAAGCAUUUUAAAAAUUUUAAUAUUUGUGUUCAUUCCACAUAUUAAUACUUCGUAAUUUGAUAUCUUUACUUCAACAAUUUGUACAAAUUUCAAAUAUGCUGCAAUUUAUAUUUUAUAAUUAUAAAAUGAAUAUUGAUGUAAUCGUCAAUCCUUAUGUGACCAAAUCAAUAAAGACUUUCCUCUGUCAAAGUA
Molecule: messenger RNA, 1146 nt
Organism: Nasonia vitripennis (jewel wasp)
Lineage: Eukaryota; Metazoa; Arthropoda; Insecta; Hymenoptera; Pteromalidae
Gene: Fkbp12
Product: peptidyl-prolyl cis-trans isomerase FKBP1B
Exons: 6
Coding region: 275-601 (108 amino acids)
Molecular function (GO): peptidyl-prolyl cis-trans isomerase activity
Source: RefSeq, a predicted model, not a curated record